Messenger RNA from Arabidopsis lyrata subsp. lyrata, 2154 nucleotides. Its product is annotated as zinc finger protein ZAT9. The record is from RefSeq and is a predicted model, not a curated record. The transcript has 2 exons. Bases 760 to 1881 code for a protein of 373 amino acids. NCBI's taxonomy places the organism in Eukaryota, Viridiplantae, Streptophyta, Magnoliopsida, Brassicales, Brassicaceae.
AUUAUGGUUCUCUCAAGGACACAAACGUUUAAAGGCUUUUGGGUUGUGUUGUUUGUUUGGACGCCGAGAAGUCUCUAUAAAUCCUAUGUUUGGCCCCAUGGUUUGUUAUACCCACUCACUAACCCGAAUAAGAGUUUUCUAAUUCAAAGUCUACCAAGAAUUUUAUUUAAUAAGGAAAAAAAUCUUUUGAUAGCCAAAAAAUUGAAACUUUUCUGUAAAUGUGUGAUCUGUUUGAAAUAUGGGUUAAGAAAAUGGUGGGAUUCAUAACGAAGUGGUCUAAACAGAUCUAGACCGUCCAUUUAGCUUUUCUCUCUAUCUCUUUUUGAUUCCAUGCAUGAAUUGAACAACAACAACACACACACACACCGGAGAGAUGGAGAGAGAGAAAGAAAGAGAGAGUGGUUUUGUUUGUUGAAGAGGAAGAAUAGAUCCAAAAAUGCAGCUGACCUUUGAUUACUCGUGUUAGCAACACUUUUCUUUUUUCUUCUUUUUUGUUCCCAAACUCAAAUAAAAAUCUAAACUUUACUGUUGAAAUUACACAAAAAGCUUGUUUUUACUUUUCUCUCUGUUUCUUAGCUUGAAGUUCGGAUCUUGUACUUAGCUAUAGAGAGAAACUGUCACAUCCCUAAAUCUGAUUACAAGAAAAAAGAAAGCAUCAAACUUUCUCUGUAGCAUUUGGGGAAUUUUCAGUUUUGUCGGUUUCUGCAGCAUUCUUCUUCCUUCAGAGAUUUUGAUUUGAGUGAAGAAUCAAAUUUUCAAAUGGAGGAAGGGAAAGAGAAGUUGUUUACGUGCAAGUACUGUCACAAGAAGUUUCCUUCUGGGAAAUCACUUGGAGGUCACAUUAGAAUUCAUACCAACGAGAAUUCAGUUGGUUCUGAUCGUUACAAUGCCAAGAAGAAGAAGAAGAGGUUGGUGGAUCAGAGAAAGAUGAUGGCUCAGAAACAGAAGCAACAACAACAAGUUGGUUGCAGAGAAUGUGGUAAAGUGUUCGUUUCUUUGAAAGCUCUUAGAGGUCACAUGGCUUGUCAUCACUGUGAGGGAAAGAAGAUGUUGAUGGAUAGCCAAUCUGAUACUGAGACUGAGACUUCAUCAGCUCCUAUCAGGAAAAGAUCCAAGAGGGUGGUGAUGAAACGAUCCAAUUCUGAAUCUUUUAGUAAUGGGAGCUCCUCUUUUGUUUCUGAGAUUGACCAAGAAGUUAGGGAUGCGGCUGAUACUUUGAUGUUUUUGUCGAGUGAUUCUCGUAGUUUCAAGAAAAGACGUGACUUGGUGAUGAACUCUCUGGGUGAGUCAUCUGACAACGACUCUUCGGUUGUGGAGACUAAGUCAUCUUCAGGUGAUGAGCUAAAGAUCUUUAAUGUGAAGAAUCAGGUUUUAGAGACAGGGAAAGUUGGAGUAGAUGACCAUUUGAGAUCUGAUGAUGAUGAUGAUGGUGUUAGUCUUUGUGAUUCAGAUGACUCUGAUUCUGAUUACUUCAUAAAUGGCCCAAGUAAGUCAGAUUCAGACAUUUCUGUUGACAAGAACACUGGAUUUGGAUCUGGAUUCAACAACUCAUUGAACAGGUUCAGGAAUAGUAAUGAGGGAGGAUCAAAGUAUGAGCUGAGCAAAAGCAAGAGAGCCUUGUUUUCUUAUGAAACUGAAUCAUGUGCAGACACAAACAGCAAGAUUCAUCAUAGGUUCAGAGAUAGCAAAUCCUCAGUGGUUAAGAAAGAAAGUGAUGAGAAGAAGACAAGCAAAGGUCAUGAGUGUCCAAUUUGCUUCAAGAUGUUCAAAUCAGGCCAAGCUUUAGGUGGUCACAAGAGAUCACAUUCCAUUGCAAACCAAGUAGCUGAUACGCGUAACCAAAUCGAUCUCAAUCUUACUGAUUCAGAUACUGAUGAAUGAAUCAGAACCUGAAACUAGAACUCAUCCUCGGUUUUUUCAUUCUCUCUGGUAUAAAGUUGCUUAUCACUUAGUGAGCCAAUUCUUUUCUUUAGGAAUACAAGUAUUGAUGUAUAUAUUAUCUUCAGCUUCUUAGGGACCUUUCAUGUUUCUUACUGAGAUUCAUUCUUCUUGUCUUCAAAGAAAGCUGUCAGUUUUUAAGUUUUCACUUAUAAGACUUCCUCUGUAUUCAUAUUAUCAAAAUCAAAGUCAAGACUACAAGAGCCAUUGUCUCUU